CAAGUUGCUUACACAUUAAAACUUAACAGUUCAAGAAGUUGUCUAAGUAUAUAAGGUUUGAAAAAAAUUAAAAACAUCUUGUAGCGAAAAAUACGUGGGAAAAAACAGGCACAGACAUUAUUUCAAGUUCAACGGUAAAACACUUUUAAGGGAUUAUUGACAAUAACGAUGCUUCCUAUAUGCUUGGUUUUUUUGAGUUGUGGUGUGCUCUUCAGCGUUGCUCAAUUCGACACAAACCAACAAAACUGCAACAAUAAUAUUGUUCAUUUGUUUGAAUGGAAAUGGAAAGAUAUCGCACAAGAAUGUGAAGAUUUCCUCGGGCCAAACGGAUAUUGUGGAGUCCAGUUAUCUCCUCCAAGUGAAAACGUUAUAAUCGAAAAGAGGCCUUGGUUUGAACGUUACCAACCAGUGUCUUACGAACUCAAGACUCGUUCUGGUAAUGAGGAAGAAUUCCGUGACAUGGUAGAACGUUGCAAUAAGGUUGGAGUGCUUAUCUAUCCCGAUGUUGUGUUUAAUCACAUGGCUGCGCUUAGUGGUAAAGGUACAGGAGGAUCAAUUUCCGAUUCAGAAAACAAAAGUUACCCAGCAGUUCCGUACACUCCUGAGGAUUUUCAUCCCACUUGUACUCUGAGUAACUAUAGCAACCCAGAGGAAGUUCGUAAUUGUGAACUUGAGGGUUUAAGAGACUUGGACCAAAGCAAUGAGUACGUGCGUGGAAAAAUUGUUGAGUACUUGAAUAAGCUUAUUGACUUGGGUGUUGCUGGAAUACGAGUUGAUGGGUGCAAACAUAUGUUGCCUGAGGAUUUAAAAGUAAUUUUUAGCAGACUAAAUGAUCUCAAUACGAAACAAGGCUACCGAAAUGGUGCGAGACCAUUUAUUUACCAGGAAGUUAUCGAUAUGGGUGGUGAACCAAUUUCCAGCACUGAAUACACAGGUAUAGGAACUGUCACAGAGUUCCGUUUCACUUCAAAGAUGGGAAAGGUCUUUUUAUUGAAGGAUGAAAACCUUAACACACUGCGCGAUCUACCUAAGCAACUAUUGCCUUCUGAUAAAGCUGUGAUAUUUGUUGACAAUCAUGACAACCAACGUCAAAGUAGUGAGAUUGUGACCUACAAGACUCCCAAAGCUUACAAAAUGGCUGUUGCAUACAUGUUGGGGCGUGGUUAUGGAAUCACUCGUGUAAUGAGUUCCUAUGAUUUUAGCGACAAAGACCAAGGACCGCCUAGCAAUGAUGGUGGUAAGACCAUUUUGUCGCCUAGUUUUAACGAAGAUGGUUCCUGCGGAAAUGGCUGGGUUUGUGAGCACCGUUGGAACGCCAUUCGUAAUAUGAUAGAGUUUAACAAUGUUGUUAAUGGAACGAAAUUGAAUAAUUGGACUGAAUAUGAUGAUAACCAAAUAUCUUUUUGCCGAGGAGAUAGAGGAUUUCUAGUAUUUAAUCGAGCAGACUUCGAUUUGGAUAGAGACCUUCAAACAUGCUUACCCCCUGGUACAUAUUGUGAUAUUAUAACUGGAAGUAAAUCCAAUUCUGGUUGCUCAGGAAAAAGCAUAACUGUAAAUGACGAGGGAAUAGCUCACAUAACAAUUGGAGCUGAUGAUAGUGAGGGUGUACUGGCAAUACACGCCAAUUCAAAGCUCAAUUGAGAAUCAAUGAUCACUUUCAAAUUAAUCAAUCUUUAAAUAUUAAAAAAUACUAAAAUAAAUUUUAAUAAUAAUAAUGAAAA
Molecule: messenger RNA, 1721 nt
Organism: Eupeodes corollae
Lineage: Eukaryota; Metazoa; Arthropoda; Insecta; Diptera; Syrphidae
Product: alpha-amylase A-like
Exons: 4
Coding region: 169-1641 (490 amino acids)
Biological process (GO): carbohydrate metabolic process
Molecular function (GO): alpha-amylase activity; cation binding
Source: RefSeq, a predicted model, not a curated record